Messenger RNA from Capronia epimyces CBS 606.96, 1032 nucleotides. RefSeq lists its product as uncharacterized. The record is from RefSeq and is a predicted model, not a curated record. Lineage: Eukaryota; Fungi; Ascomycota; Eurotiomycetes; Chaetothyriales; Herpotrichiellaceae. Gene Ontology annotation, cellular component: Mis6-Sim4 complex; kinetochore. The transcript is spliced from 2 exons. Bases 1 to 1032 code for a protein of 343 amino acids.
AUGGCCCUUGCCGCGUCUCCUCCACCUGCAGUACUAUCAGAUCCGGCUCAUCAGGUUAUGAGCGAUGCACUCGACGAAGAGAUCGUACAAGUCAGAGCCGAAAUCCAAGCCCUUACCAAGCGUCGCAAACUGCUUGCCUCGUCUCUACUCUCGUCGACGGAAGUCCAAACUCGACUGUCCCAUUUUCGAGACACUGCCGACCCCAUCGCCACCUCCCCAGACCUCACCCCUCUUCUUGAGUCCGCCAAAACACACUCCCAAUACAACAUACACCGCCUUGCCUUCGGUGCGACAGCUUUCCCUUUUCACGACCCCAGUCCCGAGUUGCAGAGCAAGAACCCCCUGUUAGGAAUCCGCAUCGACAUAUGCGAUCGCACCGGCCGUUACGACGACCCUUACUAUCUGUUCUGUGUAAGGGCUGGAGAUCGUGGGACGCAAGACCUCCGCAUCCAUCGGCACACGAUCCCUGCGUUGGUACCGCUGCAGGACUAUGAGAAGACGUACUUGCCGCUUGCGGACGAGGGGUACGGAAGUUCAGAGGACUCUUUAGCGGUCGACGAUAACCCAGAAGUGAGGACACAGGAUCUGCAUGGGCUUGUGGAGCGAGUCCGACACGACCUGGUUUCGUGGAGACUGAGACAGGAAACGAUCGAGUUGCUGCGCGAGGAGCUUGAGAUACCGCCUGCACGACUCCCGUCCAGCGAGAGCCCCAGGAACGUGGACAUCGGGUCCGAAGCGGAAGACGGGGACAGCGACGACGAAGAUGACCAUGAGCAGAUUGGGAGGUUCGGUGUGCGAGAGGUAUCCUCCGUGAGCGUCGACGCCCGUCAAGUUCGAAUCGUCUGGGCCGAUGGACGUGUAGGUCGACUCAGGAUCUCAGAUCAAGGCAGCAUAGAAAAGGCCGUGGUCAUUGGCCGCGAUGACCGUGUACGAGACCAAGAGAGGAUAUUGACGGAUGGAAGUCCCAGGCUUCGCGAUCUGAUCAAGUGUUUGGAAAGGGUGGAAAGGCGUUCGUCACGGAGAGGGAAAUGA